AUUUGUUUGAUAAGUAGCCAGGGCUCGGCCGUUUCUCUGCGCGGUUCUGACGUCAUCCGGAGACCAAAGUGGAGGUUGGGCGACCAGUGUGACUGUGAAUGACAGUUCCACCAAGCUCUGUGAAAGAACAAGGAAGUGAUAGCUACACCGCCCGAGUAGGACGACAAAACCAGACGGUUCUUUUGAAAUUUUCCGCGAUUUCAGCCACGGAGAAUACAGCUUCUGAGGGGAUAUUCCUGCAGCCUCUUGGCCAUGUCUCCUGGGCCUUGCAUUAAGUUCACAGAAUGGAGCUUUAGGUCUGCGUGUUGGUCAUCAUCAUCGCUGUGAAACCUGCCCGUCUGUUGACUGCCCAGUCAGUGCCUGUUAUCGGCAAAUUAUGGCCCCCGUGCCACCUGGCAUCCGCUUCCUGGCCUCCUUCAACAGAGACCAGUGGUACAGAGCCUUCACCUUUGGACUCACCUUCCUGCUGUACACCAGCUUCCACCUGUCCAGAAAACCCAUCAGCAUUGUCAAGAGUGAGCUGCAUAAGAACUGCUCAGCUCUCCAUGAGCUCUCCACAGCAGGUAGCAGGCAGCUGCCGAGCCUCCACACAGACUGCAGCUGGAAACCCUUUGAUAAAAGCAACUAUAAACAGCUGCUGGGAGCCAUGGAUUACUCCUUCCUCUGUGCCUACGCUGUGGGAAUGUACCUCAGUGGCAUCAUCGGCGAGCGCCUGCCUAUCCGUCUGUACCUGACGUUCGGCAUGCUGAUGAGUGGCCUCUUCACCUGUCUGUUUGGUCUGGGCCGCAUCUACAACAUCCACAACCUCAGCUUCUAUAUAUUUGUCCAGGUGGCCAAUGGCUUGGUUCAGACUACUGGCUGGCCCAGUGUGGUCACGUGCAUCAGCAACUGGUUUGGGAAGGGAAGGAGGGGUCUGAUCAUGGGCAUAUGGAACUCCCAUACCUCAGUGGGCAACAUCCUGGGCUCUUUGAUUGCAGGUUACUGGGUCUCCUCCAACUGGGGCCUGUCCUUCAUCGUUCCCGGCCUCGUCAUCGCUGCCAUGGGCGUCGUCUGCUUCCUCUUCCUCAUCGAACAUCCAAAUGAUUUGAGAAGCGUCCAUGAUGUACAGAACCCUGCUUCCAGCAACACUCUGACCAAUAGCUGGAAAGGAGUGAAUGGACAUAACCAGCUCUAUCAUUCGUACAAACAAGGAGGCAAAUCUCAGAACUGGGACACAGAGCUGCUGCUCCCUGUACAGCAGGUGGUGGUGGUGAAGAGCGAAUUGGAGCCCUCGGCCAUCAGCUUCAUGGGAGCGCUACGCAUACCGGGAGUGAUCGAGUUCUCUCUGUGUUUGCUGUUUGCCAAGCUGGUCAGCUACACUUUCCUCUUCUGGUUACCGCUCUACAUCACGAAAGCAGCUCACCUAGAUGCCAAGAAGGCCGGAGAGCUCUCCACUCUGUUUGACGUGGGAGGAAUUGUGGGAGGAAUCCUGGCUGGGGUCAUAUCUGAUAAGCUGGGAAAGAGGGCCACUACCUGUGCAGUGAUGCUGCUGCUAGCUGCUCCUACUCUUUAUGGCUUUUCUAUGAUCAGUGAGUUUGGACUGGGACCCACCAUCGGUAUGCUGCUGGUGUGUGGAGGGCUAGUGAAUGGACCAUAUGCCCUUAUUACAACAGCAGUGUCUGCUGAUCUGGGAACACACAAGAGCCUGAAGGGCAACUCCAGAGCCCUUUCUACUGUCACGGCCAUCAUCGACGGCACAGGAUCAGUAGGUGCAGCGAUAGGCCCCCUCCUGGCAGGAGUGUUGUCAUCACGGGGAUGGAACCAGGUCUUCUACAUGCUGAUGGCAGCUGACUUCCUAGCACUGAUGCUGUUGCUGCGGCUGGUGACUAAGGAGCUGACUUCUGCUAACGUGGUUAAACUUCGUUCUGGCAGCACCACAGUAGAGAUGAAGGAGCACUAAGCACUUUGCACUAACUCCAGACAGAGGAGUGAACAGACUGUCCCUCAGCACAGACACACACGCUGCAUCUUAUACCACUAACCUGUACCUCCGUCCAGUAACUGAACUGAGCUAGUGUGAAGCAGCACCUCCUUAGAACUGAAUGAAAGCCGAUUUGAAGAUUUGGUAACAGAAGAUAAUAAGCAACCAACCAAGCCAUCCAAAGUUCCUCUGAGCACGUACCACUAGAACUUUUGUUUUACUUGUUCUACAGCACACUGGGCCUUAAAAAAAUAUAUAUAUAUUUUACUGUCGGGUCUGCCUUAUGGAACCAAAGAUUGUGUGGAAAUGCAUAAUAAUUUAUGAAAUUAUGAUUAUAUUUUUUUUUUAAUUGGCAUCAUAUUAUUCUGUUUUGUGGUGUAUUUUCUCUGUAAAUGAAGUAUAUGCAGGUACUGCUAUGUUGUAUUUUUAUAUGAUCAUCAAAUGAUGUUUAUUAUGUUUGGUGACUUCAAUCCUAUGAAUGUAACAUUUGUGUUUGUAUGAAAUUCUACAUACCAACUCUAACUGAUGAGGAGGAUCAAUAAUUUCUCAAUAAGCUUUCUUUAGGCAGUGCAAUGUUGAAAACGAUAGUGAUGUUAUUGUUUGUAGAUGUAGAAAAUAUCAAAUGCCAUCAUCCCAGACCUUAAAUGCUCACAUAAAGUGAGUUCAUUUAUUCUGCCUCUAGAAUGUGAACAUUUUGAAUGUGUUCCUUUUGACUGACUGCUAACUCAAGUCCAGUAGAGUGUAAAAGCACAAAAUGCCAAAUGAGUGAAGAAAUGUAGGUGAUAAUCAUCUUUAAAAAAUUAUCUAUAUUCUUAACUUUCAUGAUGGCACAUGCAGAGGCUGUGGUCAAUUCCAAUUCACUUCCUGUAUUAAACUGAAUUGAAAUGGAAUAGACCCCAUCCAACAACAUGUCCAUUUUAUUUAUGUGGGGAUAGAGCACAUCUUGGUGGAAGAUAAAACGUUCAUCUAAGUGCUUCAGUGGUAGUACUUGAAAUACUGUGUGCCUUUUGUUGUUUGUCGGGCAGUUGCUUUGUUCAGUUACGUAUGUGGGAGCCUUACUUGAUUACUAUAGCUACAUGGUCUUGGUGACAAUUGUAGAUUUGUAAUGACCUCUUGGUAUAUAAAUAAAAAAAAGAUGGCA
Messenger RNA from Salmo salar (Atlantic salmon), 3101 nucleotides. NCBI's taxonomy places the organism in Eukaryota, Metazoa, Chordata, Actinopteri, Salmoniformes, Salmonidae. The record is from RefSeq and is a predicted model, not a curated record.